GCAGAUUAUAGCAUGAAAGUGACUUUUUGGGAACUAUACAACGAAGAAAUCACUGACUUUCUAGCUUCAGAAGAGCCCUCAAAGUCUUCAGAAGAGAGACAAAAGAAGCAUGUAUCUCUCAUGGAGGAUGGAAAAGGUUGUGUUGUAGUGAGGGAUCUUGAGGAAGAAGCUGUGUACAGUGAAAACGACAUUUAUAACCUCCUGGAGCGAGGAGCAGCCAGGAGGCGCACAACAGACACUCUAUUGAACAAACGCAGCAGCCGUUCUCACUCUGUUUUUAGCAUAACUAUUCAUGUCAAAGAAAUGACUGUUGGAGAUGAGGAGCUCAUUAAGUGUGGCAAGCUCAAUCUUGUUGAUUUAGCACGAUCAGAAAAUAUUUCUCGAUCAGGUGCACGAGAGGCUCGUGCAAGAGAAGCGGGGGAAAUCAAUAAGAGUUUGCUUACUCUUGGUCGUGUUAUAACAGCUUUGGUUGAACACUUUAUUCACAUAGCUUAGGUUCAAGUGCAAUCAUGCCCCCGUGCUACUGCUCAACGCCCCGUGAGGCCGUGCUACUGCUCAAGACUGUUUGUUGAGGGAUGACCUCUCUGUUUUUUGUUGCACUAUGUUUAACUGUUUAAGUGUUAAGACUGUGCAGACUUGCAGUUGGCCAGUUGCAGUGUUGCACUGUGUUUAAGUGUUAAUACUUAAGGGUUAAGACUGUUUUUGUUGGACUGUGUUUAACUUGUUUAACUGUGUUUAAGUUGUUGGACU
This is a messenger RNA of Nicotiana tabacum (common tobacco), 750 nucleotides long. NCBI's taxonomy places the organism in Eukaryota, Viridiplantae, Streptophyta, Magnoliopsida, Solanales, Solanaceae. The record is from RefSeq and is a predicted model, not a curated record.